AUGAAGGAUGAGUAUGUGCGGAAGAUCAAUGAGCAGUGGAGGUUCGACGAUGAUGUGGUAGUGAUGGAAGAGGAGCAAUGGGUAUUGAUUGAUGACUUUGAUGCUCAGUAUAUUCCCUCGCGUCUUUCUCUAUUUGGGGAAUCGGAACUCAUUGGGUUAUUGGUGGACAAAGGCCACAUCUGCAACGCUGAACUGUAUGCCAACGCUAAACAGGAGUCUGGUCAACGGGCACUUAUGGCAGCGUGGCACCAGACAACAUCAGCUUCAUCGCAACCCCAAACCUCUGCAGGCCCAGCGCCUCCACAACCUACUCCAUCAUACAAUCCCUCCCCUCAUUUAUCCCCAACUUCCAUGCGUCCACCCACUCCCUCCGUUUCACCCAUAGAUCUUAACUCGGGUCUUACGCAAACUCUCCUACAUGUCCACCUUCUCAGAUCAUGCAGUAGUCCCCCGUGGUCGUGCCUCAAAUCACUGGCAUGCCAUUCCACAGCACAUUACCGUUCAACUAUACGCCGGGCCCCCAAGAUAUCCGUGGCGCAACAGUAUUACCGCAGCACCAAGUUUUACGGUGUACCUUGCAACAGCAUGAUGAUGAUGCCACCACCUCAAGCUUAUCACGGCCUCCAUAUGGCGAACAAUGCUGCGAAUGGGGCGCCGCCAGUGAUGAACAUGUCCACCAUGGGCAUGCCGUUGGAGUUGCCUCCUGUGAGACAAUGGCCACGUCAUAGCGGUGGUCAGGCAGAUAUAAAUGGCAACACUCCAAAUGGUAAUCCAGCAGGUUCUCCUGUCAUGCAGCAUCACAUCAACUUGCCAAAUCUUGGCUCACCCAUACAUAUGAACGGGGAGUAUGAACCCUCAUCCAUCCCUGCAACAGUUGCCAUAACAUCAACCCUCGCUGCUGAUGGACGUACACCAUGGGAUGCCUCAAAUUCUUUAUCACGCCACCGCUCCUCCUCGUUCUGCCCUGUCAGUUCGUUAUCGAAGCCUUCCAGGAAACUCGACACCUCUGCUUCAGCACUCUCCCAUUCUAACUCACUCGCACCACCAUCAACUCCUUCAACGCCCACUUGUUCAUCACCUCAAUCUCCCUCGUCUCAACAAGCUGCUUCGAAGCCAUUCAAAUCGGUGACGGGUAUGAGCCCAGGGAUGCCUUCAAAUACCGUUUCGAGUGCGACGAUGAUGACGACGUUAGCGAAUACAUUGAAGAAUACCCAUAUCAAGAGUGGGAAUACAAUGCCUGUCACUUCAAGGGCCGCCACACCGUUGGGGUCGGCCACUUCAUCGCCUCGUUCACGCUCUCAUCAUGGACACCCAUUACCUUCCACAUCAAUUUCUUCUUCUUCCCGUUCACCUGUUAGCCCUCAGCUUGCCAUGAAUACAUCUUUCUCUUCACCCACAUCCUCCACCUCAUCAACUCCCAAUUCCACACUACUCUCAAAGUCACCCACUCCUAUCUCCACCCACACCCACCCUACAACUAACUCAACUUCGAUGACAGCGUCGUCGCCAUCAUCAUUAACAAUGAUGUUGCCAUGUCCAGCACCCGUAAUGGGUUCCGUACCACCAGCGAAGAUGGGACAGUCACCGCAAACAAAACAUUACUUGCCGAAGCAGCAGACGCCUCCACAACUGGUGGAGUGCAAGUUGUGUGUCAAUGUAUGGACAGAGGAUCGGUGGACUUGCGAUGACGACGACAUCAAAUUGAGCUCAAGUUGA
This is a messenger RNA of Cantharellus anzutake, 1716 nucleotides long. RefSeq lists its product as uncharacterized. Lineage: Eukaryota; Fungi; Basidiomycota; Agaricomycetes; Cantharellales; Hydnaceae. The record is from RefSeq and is a predicted model, not a curated record. Bases 1 to 1716 code for a protein of 571 amino acids. The transcript is spliced from 5 exons.